AAGAAGAUUCAAAACUUGCAGGAGAAAAAUUCAAAGCGAUUGAAACCCGAUUGUUCUCUCGGAAACUCUUGUGCUCUGUCCAUGUUGUGCCUUGAAGGCUCAGCAAAGGCACUUUUUUUAGACAUGAUACAUUGUAACACGAUUGCAAGAUGAUUGAAAUAGUAGCUUGGAUGGGUUCCAUUCCAUUGCAAAGACUCCUGAAGGUGUUUUAAAAGCUUUUGUUGUGGUACCUUCAAAGUCAUUUGAACAACGGGCACUUUGUCAGUCUUGAGAAGAAGGGCACACUUCAAAUGAAAAUCAAUGAAAAAAAUGUGUUUUGAAGAAAUCUCAAGGCAAAGGAAAAGUUUUACAUUACAGUUGCUUAUUUCAGUUUCCUCCGGAUAGCGAUCAGUGCACUCUCAUAUCCUCCUUGGGCGGUUUGUGUGGCAGACAGGCUUGAGUCAAGUCCACCCCAAGAUUUUUCUCCAGUGCAGAAGUGUUUAUGUCAUACUCUGUUUCCCCUGCUAAAAAUCCUUCGUCCGGGUAUAAUUUCUCAGUGGCAUGUCUCCUUUCUCUCUUCCAGUUUAUUCAGAACGCACCUGGGCCUGGGCCUGGGCCUCGAAUUUUCAUGAGGGAGGGUGCCGCAAGUUCUACAUACCACAAUCGCCAGUCGGCAGAUCAAUUGACAUUGGCACAGCCUCUUCCAAGUACCUCUCUCGGACUAUCGGUAUCCGAGCCCAAGACUAAACUCGGACUAUCGGUAUCCGAGUUGAAGCCUAAACGUUACGUUUGUGAGACGUGCGGCAAGUCAUUCUUACGGCCGGCAGAACUUGUAAGGCACACGCGGACACACACCGGGGAGAAACCGUACGAGUGCGAAUAUUGUGGCUGGAGAUUCACGCUCAAGGCGAACAUGAAGAAUCAUCUGAUCAUGAAACAUUGCGAUAUGUUGAUUAAAAACAAGGGACCAGCGACUCAUUUAUAUUUGCUGGAGUCGAAAUACCACCAACCUGAUAUGAACGCCACAGAUAGGGAGCCAACCAGUUUACUAGGUGGUCUGCUGAGUGUGAAGCAGUAUCUCCGCGAUCGACCCAAGCCAUUACAGCAAAAGUUUCGGCCGAGACGCCAUAUGGGCACCCCGCGUAUGACUUCAAAAGUUCAAAUCGGCAGCGACGAAUUCACCGUGAAAGUUUGCUCGUUCUGUAACAAGAUUUUCUCAUCGUCGACCGAUCUCAGGCGGCACAUGAUGAUUCACACUGGAGAAAAACCAUUCAAGUGCGACCGCUGCGGUGACCGAUUCCGCCAGAACGGCCAUCUCCAGAUUCACAUUGCUCAGAUACAUAAAGAAGGCAAACCGGAGACGUGCGAGACAUGUGGCAAACAGUCCUUUAAUAAGUACUUUAUGAAUAAGCAUAGGAAGAUAUAUGGAAUGCUGUAGGCUGAAAACGUGUCUGGAUUUUAAAAUCGGGCUUGCUGCUGUCUGCUCGCCAAUCUCACACAUCCACUGAAAAGACAAACUUGCCCUUCUGUGACAUAUGCUCCAGGCAGUUCCAAAGCCCGUCCCAUCUCCGUGUACACAUGCGUACACAC
Lineus longissimus is the source of this 1569-nucleotide messenger RNA. Its product is annotated as zinc finger protein 660-like. Gene Ontology annotation, cellular component: nucleus. The record is from RefSeq and is a predicted model, not a curated record. Gene Ontology annotation, biological process: regulation of transcription by RNA polymerase II. Gene Ontology annotation, molecular function: DNA-binding transcription factor activity, RNA polymerase II-specific. The coding region runs from base 482 to 1417 and encodes 311 amino acids. Lineage: Eukaryota; Metazoa; Nemertea; Pilidiophora; Heteronemertea; Lineidae. The transcript has 5 exons.